AUUAGUCCUACUGACAUGAAAACAGUGAGUUCCUGUGUAAAGAGCUCUGUGGAAGAGACUCCUGAGCCAAAGAACAUAUGUGAGGCCAUCCAGGAUAUUUCUACAUACUUUUCUGAGGAAGAGUGGGCAAAGCUGACCAAAUGGCAGAAAAGUGCCUACGUGUAUAUGAAAAGAAACUACAUCAGGAUGACGGGCCUAGGGGUCACAGUCAACCAACCAGUUUUCAUGCGCUGCAAGGAACAGGCCAAAGAGAAGCCGGUGCCGGUGGAAUGUACUAAAGUUCAUGGCCGUGACAGUGAAGGUGGAUUUUGGAUAAAUCCCUGGCGCCACCGGUUGCGAGAAAGGAAGAAUCGAGUGAUAUAUGAAGAGAUCAGUGAUCCCGAAGAAAGUGAUGAUGAUGAUGAUUAAAUCUGUAAGUGGUCCUUUGACACAUCUCCUAAGCCCCAGAAUACACACUUUUCUCGUAUGGGAGAGGAUCAGUCAUCCACUUCUAGUCCUUAGGGGUGGAACACUGAAGCUGAAGUAACAUGUCAUGCUUCCUUUACUGCAAGGCUGGGUAGUUUGGAGACCUUCCCUACCUGGGAUGCUGUGGGCUCCCAGAUCCCAGGUCAGCUCUCAAAGUACAGGCCAUGCCUUCCUCUGGCUUAGGAAUUCAAAGACAAGGUGAGCAGUCCCUGUGCUCUGAGCAGAGGGUUUGCCUGUGGAGCAGAGGCUCUGAGGUUCAGGAAAGCAUCGUAGGCUUUGAAGGACGGGAGGAAACAGACCGGUGAGUAGGCAAUGUGAACUCACUAGCAUUUCUUUUCUUUCUUGUAUCAACCACAGAGAGUCGAAAUAAGCCCAGGAUGAGAAGAAGAAUGGUGGGAAUCCUGGAUCAAAGCCAUGACUUUGAAAGACUACGUAUCAGUUCUAUAUAUAGAUAUAUGUAUAUAUAUUUAUUAAAAUUCAUUAUAAUUUUAAGGUUAAGCAUCAGCUUUUAUAUUAUUUGUCAAGUGUUCUCUUAGCAAUUUUGUAGGAUGUGUCAAACACUCUGUCAGGACUUUAUGCCAAGCAUUCCCUAUGUAUGAUGUCACUGUGCUAAGCCCAGGAGAAUUGUUUGUUCUUCCUUUGCCAGGCAAUCUUAAGCAUAGAUCUCGCUGUAUGGCAUCUGGUCAGCACUGGGGAUAUUACAUGCUAAGUGCUCUGUUAGUAUUAUUCUUACUGUGAAAAAACCACUCUUGUAGAAUAUCAAUGUUUCAAGUAGGCUAGGUGGCUCAGUGGUAAAGGAUCCUGCUGCCAGGCCUGACGACCCGAGUUCAAUCCUAAAGAUGCCCAUGGUGGACAGAGAGAACUGACUCCCUGACAUUGUCUUUUGACAUUCACAGCUGAACACACACACACACACACACACACACACACAC
Peromyscus californicus insignis is the source of this 1397-nucleotide messenger RNA. RefSeq names its product protein SSX2-like. Gene Ontology annotation, cellular component: nucleus. Gene Ontology annotation, biological process: regulation of DNA-templated transcription. The transcript has 4 exons. The coding region runs from base 16 to 408 and encodes 130 amino acids. The record is from RefSeq and is a predicted model, not a curated record. Lineage: Eukaryota; Metazoa; Chordata; Mammalia; Rodentia; Cricetidae.